Nycticebus coucang (slow loris) is the source of this 5565-nucleotide messenger RNA. It is a transcript of the gene RNF144A, whose product is annotated as ring finger protein 144A. Gene Ontology annotation, cellular component: ubiquitin ligase complex; Golgi apparatus; cytoplasm. The coding region runs from base 857 to 1735 and encodes 292 amino acids. The record is from RefSeq and is a predicted model, not a curated record. Gene Ontology annotation, biological process: positive regulation of proteasomal ubiquitin-dependent protein catabolic process; ubiquitin-dependent protein catabolic process; protein polyubiquitination. The transcript has 9 exons. Lineage: Eukaryota; Metazoa; Chordata; Mammalia; Primates; Lorisidae. Gene Ontology annotation, molecular function: ubiquitin conjugating enzyme binding; zinc ion binding; ubiquitin protein ligase activity.
AGCAUAAAAGUCACUACUUCGGAGUUUACCUUUCAGUGGUUUUUAGCAUAGUCACAUAGUUUUACAACCAUCACCCCUCCUUUCUUGAGUUCCAGAGCCUUUUCAGUGUCACCGCUCAGUCUCUGCAUCAUUAGCCCUCACUCCUUGUUAUCUAUCUAACAUCAUCAUUAGCCCUCACUCCUCACUCUCCAUCAUUAACCCCUCACUCCCAGGAGACCAGUCAUUUACUGUCUUAUCUCUGCGACAUGUUUAUCCUGGACUUUUCACAUACAUGGUUUCAUACAACGCGUGGCCUUCUGUGUCUGGCUUCUUUCACUUACCACGUUGUGUUUGCUUGCGAUCCACGUUAUAGCACAGAUGAGCACUAUAUAACUUUUUAUGGCCAAGAACAUGGUAUGCAUAUGCCACGUUUUACACUUUUGCCAGUUAAUGGAAAUACAGUUGUUUCUUGUUUUUGGAUAUUAUGAAUAAUAGUGCUGCAAACGUUCACGUACAGAUUUUUGUAUGUAGUUAAGCUUUUGUUUCUUUUGGGUCUAUACCUAGGUGUGGAAUUGCUGGGUCAUGUGGCAAAUCUGUGCUCAACCCUUUGAAGAACUGCCGUGCUGUUUCCUAAGUCAGCUAAACCACUUUACGUUGCCACCGGCAAUGUGUAACCAGCAUCCUGCUUGGCCUGACAUGCCCCCAGGUGCCCCCGGUCUGCAGGGAGCCCUGGUGCCAGAGACCUUCUUCCCCUUCUCCCUUUGGGUACCUGACGUGAAGGAAGAGCUGCUGAAUGCACAUCAGCACCACAGGACUCCGGACUUGGCCAGAACAUAGUUCUUCUCCUACCCUCUGACUUCUCAGAGACUGUUCUGCGAUGACCACAGCACGGUACCGGCCCACCUGGGACCUAGCCCUUGACCCCCUGGUGUCUUGCAAGCUGUGUCUGGGGGAGUACCCCGUGGAGCAGAUGACGACCAUCUCCCAGUGCCAGUGUGUCUUCUGUACCCUGUGCCUGAAACAAUACGUUGAGCUCUUGAUCAAAGAAGGAUUAGAGACUGCAAUCAGCUGCCCAGAUGCCGCCUGCCCUAAACAGGGGCACCUGCAGGAGAACGAGAUCGAGUGCAUGGUUGCGGCUGAAAUUAUGCAAAGAUACAAAAAGCUACAAUUUGAAAGAGAGGUGCUCUUUGAUCCCUGUCGGACAUGGUGCCCAGCGUCCACCUGCCAGGCUGUGUGCCAGCUCCAGGACGUGGGGCUGCAGACCCCCCAGCCAGUGCAAUGCAAAGCCUGCCACAUGGAAUUCUGCUCUGCCUGCAAAGCCAGCUGGCACCCUGGCCAGGGCUGCCCAGAGACUGUGCCUGUCACCUUCCUCCCCGGGGAUACCAGCUCUUCUUUCAAAAUGGAAGAGGAUGACGCGCCCAUCAAGCGCUGUCCCAAGUGCAAAGUCUACAUCGAACGGGACGAGGGGUGUGCUCAGAUGAUGUGCAAGAGCUGCAAGCAUGCCUUCUGCUGGUACUGCCUGGAGUCCCUGGACGAUGAUUUUCUCCUGAUACAUUAUGACAAGGGUCCCUGCCGGAACAAGCUAGGUCACUCCCGGGCGUCUGUGAUCUGGCAUCGGACACAGGUCGUGGGCAUUUUUGCUGGAUUUGGGCUCUUGCUCCUGGUGGCCUCGCCUUUCCUGCUCCUGGCAACUCCCUUUGUACUUUGCUGCAAGUGCAAGUGCAGUAAAGGGGAUGAUGACCCACUGCCUACCUAGAGGAGGCGCAAUGCUGGAGCAAGACCCUUCCUCCCUUCCGGGAAGUGUGGCUCUCCCCACCCUGCCCCGCUGUCCCGUCCCCCUCACUAAACAUCUUUCUUGCCUUACGUGCCCCAUUGAGCUUCACAGGGUCAGGCUGGAUGCCAUGAUUUCAGGGACGAUGUCACAACGUCUGCAUAGGCCCCAGGAGCAGGCGAGCAGGCGUGGCUAGGGCACGACCCAGGCCAGUCUCUGCAGACGACAGGGAGGUGCUGUCAGAAGCACACCAGGCGGUUUUCUCUCUGUGGCCAUAGACUGGGAAUGUCUGGCUAUGGCUUAAGAGACUUUCUCCUACAAAACAUCCUUCAUCCCUUCCUUGGCUUCCAGAUGUCUGCAUGUUGUUGAGAGAAGUCUUUGGAGGACUGCAGCCCUCUUGAGACAGAACCCAACUAUUUUAGCUUGAGCAAAGCACUCUGUUUAUGACAACCAUUUUUAUUACUAGUGGCAUUUAGUAAAAUCCUUUUUAGAAGGCAUUUUUUCCCCAACCGAAUAGUGAAAAUCAACAAGGUGCAUAUAAACCAUCCUAUGCCUUUCUUGAAAUGUGCAUUUUAAGAAGUUAUAGUUAAAUGACUUUUUAGGAGAUUUAGAAAGCCUUAUGCACUCUUUGUGUUUUUCUUGAAACUUGUUGUAAUAACUUUUUGAACGCCGUAAGCUACAUGCUAUUAUAAAUGUGGUUCCUAAAUCAUUGCAUUUCCUGGAAAAUGUUGCCAUAUUUAAAGGGGCAUCUCCAUUAGAUUUGCCUUUUGUUUUUUUCUCUCCAUUUGGUGAUUCAGCUCCACUCACAGGGCUUAUCCCUUCUCAUCCAGUUGGCAGCAAAUAACCUUUUAUCGUCUUCUAACCAACGGUUUUACUCAGAAGUGGCCCUACGUGGAAUUGCUAUGGUUGGCCUCAGUCUUCAGGUAGACAGUGAGGAGAUAGCAGUGCUGGGAUCCUCAGAGCCGGGGCCUCCGGGCAGAGGCCACAGGACUCCCAGGGCUGGAGAGGAACUUCCUGGAUUUUUUACAUUUUUAAAAUGCUUUGGUUAUUUUAAAUACUCAUGUAUCUUACACAGUUGCAAGUCCUGUCGCUAAGCAUUUUGCCCUUGCUGGGAAAAACCUUUUCCCUUCACUUAGUGAUUUUGAUGUGCGGAUUUACCACUUGGUCUUCUACAGAGCUGCAUGUGACUGUUCCCUUGGCAGCAGAAGGCACAGAUCAAUCAGAAGACAUGCAUUGCUCCAUGACCAGACUCUGAGAAGCGGAGAAUGUGAAAGUGUAUUCUUUAAAGAGAAUUGACCUUCAAAGCCUUAGGUACUUUUAAAGAAUAAACCACAUUGAACUUAGAACGUCUAAAAAUAGCAAAAAGGCAAACAUUAUAGAUUUAUCACAGUGGAGUUUUUAAAAAUUUACCAAGUAUUCUACAAAGAAGCAAAACAGAACCCAAAUCCCUUUAUUUCAGUUACUUGCUCAUCACUUUUACCAAGUGGUUGUUCUGCACGUGUCUGACAGCUGAGUCUGUGCGUCAGGCUCAGGGACGAGUUUACCUUCCUUAUGUAGAAACUUCUUUCUUUUCUUAACACUGACCAGGUUAGGAGACACAGGAUCACCUCACUCUUCAUCUCUAGUAUUGAUUUUCUUUACGAAACUGAAGCCAAUUAGCAAAUCAGUCCAUGUCAAAAUAACAUUCACGAAGUUCUCUCUGUAAUCACAGUUUGCAAGUUCAUUUGCUAAGUGAGAACUGGCCUGAGACUGUCUCUGUGAGGAAGACAGAGCCCUCCCUGUGAGGGCUGUGAGCGUCUACAGUCCUGAGGCGCUGCCAUGGCGUCAGCUGGUACAAUGUGUUUUCUGGAGGGGUGACAACUCUGUGAGUCAGUGGCCUGGGCCUGAGCCCUCAGCCUCCAUCAGUGGGUACAUGAUUUAGCCAGUGCUCCUUAAAUGAAUGCCUAGUGCAGAUGGCAGGCCCACGGCCCUGUUCCCAGAGGUCCUAGCACAGACCUCUGCUGCACCCGAGUCCCUCCUGCCUGUACUGGGCACAGCCCUUUGCAGGAGUCAGUGUGGUGGGUCCCCUAAACAGUGGGAGCUGUUUCUGCAUCCCUGGGGUGACAGCUCAGAUCCUCUUAUCCUUAGAGGGAUGGGCUGCUGUUCUACCUUGGGAGAGUCUUCAGCCCUGCCACACGCGUCCCUAGCACCCACCAUCCUUUUGUCUUGCCUGCAGCGUAGUUCACAAGCACGAGGUUUGGCCCAGGUGGAGGCCACAGGGAUUCUAGGGCCAGACGGAGUCACUUUUUUGCUCCGAGGUUUUGCACCCACAUGCCUCAGUUUGAGUAAUAAAAUUACAAUCAUCCGUUCCCUCUAUACACACCAGCAAGACCACACUGAGAACACACACACACACACACACACUUGCAUUCCAUCGCAUAGGCUCCUGUUGCUAAAGAAUGCGGCAUGCAUCUCUGCCAUGACAGAGCACAGGGCGGGCCCUCCACUGGGACUUGGGUCUUGUUGUCACCCCCCAUGGGAGAGUCUUCAGUUAGCAGGUGGACUCCAUCUUACUCAGCAAGAUUCAUCUUAAUUGGAAAUGGUCAUUCACGUUUUCAGAUGGCUUUCACUCUGAUGCCAUGGAAGCACAUGACAUUCAUUCAGAGGCUUAUUAAUCCUGGGGGGAGGAGAAGGCCAUGGUUGCUGGACUGCUAUCUGGGGGUGGCCAUUCAGGACACAGUGAACCUGUACAUUAUCUGCAGCCCUUUGGUAACUGACCAUAGGAGGUUUUGCUGGACAUGCCUGACCUCUCUGGCUCUGCCCCGCAGCUGGAAGCCCACUAGCUUCACCACGUCACACGAGGCCAAUGCCUUGUAGACGUGGACUUUGCAGGGAUGUGCACAUGGCAGAGGCUGACUGCGGACCUGAGCGUGCGCAGCACCUCUGAGAGCAUGAAUGGGUUGUUCUCUCAAGGUGCGCUGCCCCGCCAUGCCCAGGAUAACAAAUUACCCUUCCAGCAUAUGAUUCUGUCAAACCCAUUAGGACCAAGGCCAAUUCCUGCUGGACAGGGAUUACCAGAGAAACAGAAGAACCUCGAGUUUACCUUUUUCACUUAACGUUACAAAAGUUAGAAGUUAUUUAAGAUGUUUGAAGGGAAGAUUUUCCGUUGGUAAAAUAAUCAGGGAAUGGGAAACAACCAGGGUGGGCUUUUUAUAUAUUUUUCAGAUUCUCAAUUAUUAAUAAACAUAUAAACCACAAUAAAAUCAUCAAGAGAAAACAAUUUGCAUGUAUAAAGCUUCAUGGAGGUCUCUGUAAAAAACACCAAAGCAUGAUUCCUUAAAAUUAACCCACCCUAAUGAAAAUGAGUAAAAUAAAGAGGUUAUGACUGUAUUGCCAAAAACUCCCAGCAGAAGGAAAGAGCCUGCUAGUGCAUUGCGAGGAGGCCUGCUGUGUUGAUCCUGAAAGCCCCCAUCCCCUGCUCUCACCCUGGCUCUGACUCCUGUAAUCCCGUCUUCCACAACGCCAGGAGCCUGCAGUUAGAGUUAGCUCCGUGCUCCGUGCCUGGCCUUUGGUCUUUUGCUCACGUUGCUAUGGGUGUACUUUAAUCUUGUAUAAAAAUAUGCACGAGUGAGUCAGGCACAUGUACACAUUGUGUAUUUGACAAGUGGUGGUAAAAAAACAAGUUCGGUUUGUGUUUUUGAAACGUCAGUACAUUUUGUGCCACUAACACUGUGAUGUAUAAAAGAGCUGUUUGAAUGCCUUUUAAUGUUGUGUUUUGUACUUUGGAAUCCUAUGGAAACGUUUGAUUUGUAAUUUCAAUACAUAUUUUAAGUGUA